Molecule: messenger RNA, 5948 nt
Organism: Marmota monax (woodchuck)
Lineage: Eukaryota; Metazoa; Chordata; Mammalia; Rodentia; Sciuridae
Gene: Cr2
Product: complement C3d receptor 2
Exons: 20
Coding region: 1522-4752 (1076 amino acids)
Source: RefSeq, a predicted model, not a curated record
UAAAGCUCUUAUGCAGCUAAAGGAAACUGAGCCGUUUCCUGACUGCAUGUACCAGCCUUGUCUCUUUUUCCCUAGUGAAAUCAUGUGAUGCCAUUCCAAACCAACUUCUCAAUGGCCACGUGGUUCCUCCUCCUAACCUCCAGCUUGGGGCAGAGGUUUCCUUUGUUUGUGAUGCAGGGUGAGUGUGAGGUGAUAGGGCCUGAAUUGACACCUAUCCAGAGCUGAGAAGUGCAACAUGUGAGCUCUAAAAAUGGUUCAUUUUUUUUUCUCACUUUGAUUCUUUUUCCUCUCCUUUUCUUUACACUUUACGACUAAGAACUCUGUGAGUAACCAUACGCUUUUCAUUUUCUACAAGUGUAUGAAUUGGGUAUGGUCAGUCAAGGCUGGAAAAUAUCCAUUCAUUAUUUGAAAAAGAAGAGUUUUGGUUCAAAAGUUAAAGGUCUUGUUAUAAAGAAUGAAUACAUGAUCUGGGUUCAGUCAAAGAGACUCCUCAGGGUGAACUUGUGUAACAAGGUCUUUGAUAUUUUCUUCUUUAGGAUUUGAGGCCUUUAUCUUCACGAUGGUCAAGAAACUCUUGACCUUUGGAUGCCAAAGAGGAGAGGGAGAGAAUUCAGGAAAAGAAUAUGAUUCUUAGGCUUUGUUUUCUCUCUGUUGUUACCUAGUCUGGAUCUAUCGUAUGACUGAGUGGACUUACAAGUAACCUUGGACUUUUUCCUUAUCAGAAAUGCUUUAAAAUAUAGAUUCUAUCCAUACUUGAAAAAAGUGAUUAAUUCCAUGCAACAGAGAAUUGGUUUCUUUUAGUGAUGAUUUGCUACCCCUUAUUAUUUAAGGUUCCGAUUAAAUGGCAAAUCUUCUAGUCAGUGUGUCCAAGAAGGAAUGACAGUAAUCUGGAGUAAUAAGUUUCCUGUCUGUGAACGUGAGUAGAAAACAAGAAUCAUCAAAUAUGGAUCUUGCCUCUUGAUGUUGUUUGUGUUUACAUACGUUUGCCAACUAUAACAUCUUAUCCAUGUGUGUGCUUUGAAUGAAGACAUCUGUAUUUAUGUAUUUAUAUCCAUACAGGCAUAUAUAAAUAGAUAUGUAGAUGCUCACUUUUCUCUCUGUUUUAGCAUGUAGAACCAGAAGGGUUAAAUUUACUCAGUUGACUGCAUGUUGUAUUGUGGAUUCUAGACAUACAGUUACCAGGACCAAAACCAAGCAUAGAAGGAUGUGCUAAAACAGUUAAACUGUGUCUUCCUGUGCAAGUUCCUCUACUGAAGGGCUCCUCUUGGAGCCAGGGAAAUUAACUAAAAAGGGUGGAGUUUGGUAGUUUUUUCUUUGUUCUGAGGCUUACCCAGGAGAGGUGUGCAUAUUAACAACUAAUACCAUUCAUGCCCAUUAGGACACACAAAUAAAGGAUAUGAAGUGAUUAUUCAAAGAUUCUGUUCACUUCCUGUGACUUUCUCAAAGGAAUCUAGCUUUGAGGAAUGGCAGCUGACCUGUGGUCAAGUUGCAGUAUCUGUAGUGGUAGGACCAAACGUGAUCAUGCCACCUGUAACCCCAGGAAUUUCUUGUGACCCUCCUCCUCCUAUAAAAAAUGGUCGGAACAGUGCUUACUCUCAACCUAUACGUCUUGGUACCGUAAUAAGGUACACUUGUGUGGCUAAAUAUCGUCUCAUCGGAGAAAAAGUUAUUUUGUGUAUAAGUAAAGACCAAGUGAAUGGAGUCUGGGAUAAACCUGUUCCUGUAUGUGAAUAUUUCCAAAAAGAUUCUUCUUGCUCUGAGCCCACUGUACCAGGGGGAUACAGAAAUAGAGAAGCUAGACCGCCAUACAAACAUGGUGAUUCUGUGACAUUUACCUGUAAAGCCAACUUCACCAUGAAAGGAAACAAAACUGUUUGGUGCCAAGCAAAUAAAAUGUGGGGCCCAACGCCACUACCGACCUGUGAGAGUGAUAUCCCUCUGCAGUGUCCAACACUUCCUGAGAUCCACAAUGGACAUCACACAGGGCAAAAUGUGAGCCAGUUUGCCCCAGGAUUUUCUGUGACUUACAGUUGUAAACGUGGCUACUUGCUUAAUGGAGAAAAGAUCAUUAGGUGUCUAUCUUCGGGAGACUGGAGUGCUGCCCCUCCCACAUGCAAAGAGGCACGGUGUGACACUCCAGCUCAGCUUCUCAAUGGGCGGGUAGAGGUACCUCAAAGUCUUCUGGCUGGAGUGACUGCGAAAUUCUCCUGUAAUGAAGGGUACAGAUUACAAGGCCAACCUUCUAGUCAGUGUGUAAUUGCUGGAAAUAAAGCUAUUUGGACCAAGAAACCUGUAUGUGAAGAAAUUCUUUGCCCACCACCUUCUCCUAUUCUCAACGGAAGACAUACAGGCAGCUCUUCAGGGAAAUUUUCAUAUGGAAGCAGUCUCACUUACACUUGUGACCCAGACCCGGAGAAAGGAGUGAAAUUCAUCCUUAUUGGGGAGAACACUAUCCGUUGUACCAUGGAUAGUCAGAAGUUGGGGACCUGGAGCGGCCCUGCACCACGCUGUGAACUUUCUACUUCUGCGGUUCAUUGUCCACAUCCCCAGAUCCUGAGAGGCCAAAUGUCAUCUGUGCCAAAAGAUCAAUAUUCCUAUAAUGACACGGUGGUAUUUGCUUGUGAGCCCAGCUUCACCUUGAAGGGCAGUGGGAAAAUACGAUGUAAUGCCCAAGGCACGUGGGAGCCAUCAGUGCCCGUCUGUGAAAAGGAAUGCCAGCCACCUCCUACAAUCCUCAAUGGGCAAAGAGAAGAUAGACGCCUGGUCCGCUUUGACCCUGGGACCUCCAUAAAAUAUAGCUGUAAUCCUGGCUAUGUGCUGGUAGGAGAAGAAUACUUAAACUGCACCUCGGAAGGAAAGUGGACACCCACUACCCCUCAGUGCAAAGUGGCGGAGUGUAAACCGAAAGGACCGCAACUCUUUGAAAAACCUCAGAAUGCGUUUAUUAGACCAGCUGUUUACUCUUCUUGCGGUGAAGGGUACCGGUUAAGUGAGAAUGCUUAUCAACUGUGUGAAGGUACAGUUCCUUGGUAUAUGGAGAUUCGUCUUUGUAAAGAAAUCACCUGCCCACCACCCCCUGUUAUCUACAAUGGGAUACACACAGGGAGUUCCUCCGAAGACGUUCCAUAUGGAACCAUAAUCACUUAUACGUGUAACCCCGGGCCAGAGAAAGGAGUCCAAUUCAACCUCAUUGGGGAGCGCACCAUCCAGUGUACAAGCACUGAUCGAGAGAGAGGCACCUGGAGUGGCCCCGCUCCUCUCUGUAAACUUUCCCUCCCUGAUGUCCAGUGCUCAGAAGUCAUCAUUGAAAAUGGAGUCAAGACAUCCAUAAAGCCAGCCCCAUAUUUCUACAAUGACACUGUGACCUUCAAGUGUAAUAAUGGAUAUACUUUGAAGGGUAGUGGUCAGAUUCGUUGCAAAGACAAUGAUAUCUGGGAUCCUGAAAAACCAGUUUGUGAAAAAGGAUGCCAGCCUCCUUCUGGGCUCCAUCACGGUCGGCAUACAGGUGGAAAUAUGGUCCUCUUUGUCCCGGGGAUGACUGUAGACUACACUUGUGACCCUGGCUACAUGCUUGUGGGAAACAAAUCCAUUCAGUGUAUGCCUUCAGGACACUGGAGUCCCACUCCACGAUGUGAAGAAGCAUGUAGGGAUGUGACAACGCUUCCAGCUGAGGCACAUGUGGAACUAGUGAACACGGCCUGUCAAGACGGGUACCGGUUGACUGGACAUGCUUACAAGAAAUGUCAAGAUGCUAAGAAUGGGGUUUGGUUCCAGAAGAUUCCACAAUGUAAAGCUAUUCACUGUCCCCCUCCACCUAAGAUUGACAACGGGAGGCACACGGGCAUGAUGGCAGAGCACUUUCUGUAUGGAAUUGAAGUCUCUUAUGAAUGUGACCAAGGAUUCUAUCUUCUGGGGAAGAAAAUUUUACAGUGUGGAAAUGAUUCUCUAGGACAUGGGUCUUGGAGUGAACCUCCCCCACGGUGCCUACAGUCUCCGCCUGUAACUCACUGCCCUAACCCAGAAAUCAAACAUGGAUACAAGCUCAACAAAACUCGUUCUGCAUAUUCCCACAAUGACCUAUUGUAUGUUGCCUGCAAUCCAGGCUUCAUCAUGAAAGGAAGUCACUUGAUAAGGUGUCAUACAGAUAACACCUGGGUACCAGGGGUACCGACUUGUUUCAAAAAAGCUUUCUUAGAGUGUCAGCCUCCACCUACCAUCGCCAAUGGGUCUCAUACUGGUGGAAAUAAAGCUGAGUUUGCUGCUGGAAUGUCAGUCCUGUACAGCUGUGACCAAGGCUAUCUGCUGGUGGGAGAGGAGUUCCUUGUCUGCACAUAUGAGGGAACCUGGAGUCACCCUGCCCCUUACUGUAAAGAGGUAAACUGUAACUUCACCGAGAAUAUGAAUGGAAUCCAGAAGGGACUGGAGCCUGGGAAGAUGUAUCAGUAUGGAGCUGUCGUAACUAUGGAGUGUGAAGAUGGUUAUACCCUGGAGGGCAGCCCUCAGAGCCAGUGCCAAGGCGACCACCAAUGGAACCCUCCCCUGGCUGUCUGUACAUCCCGUUCAUUUGCUCCUCUUCUUUCUGGUAUCGUGGCAGGUUCAGUACUUGCUCUCUUCUUGGUUGGUGUCUCCUUAUACAUGAUACUUAAGUACAGAGAACACAAUUAUUAUACAAAUACAAGCCCUAAAGAUGGAGCUCUUCAUUUAGAAACACGAGAAGUAUACUCUGUUGAUCCGUACAACCCAGCAAGCUAAUCAGAAGACAAACUGAUCCUGUUUUCUGAAGAAGCAUGUCUUAUGGAAUGAUGUCUUCUAAUAGGCGUUAAAGGUUAUAAUUGAAUGAAAACAUUAACGCUCUCAUUAUUUGAACAUCAAGUUGCACCGCUGCCACCUAAACACGAACGACCUAUUUCCAUGUGGUUUAUGACUUGGAAUCCCAUGGAACAUUCAUUGGAAAGACAUCACCUUAAGAUCAGCAAGUCUCUUUGUGUGGUCUCAACGUCAGUCAAGUGAUUUCAUAAGCUAAUAACUUCCUGUAUGUACUUAUUCCCAAGCAAAUCAAAGAAAAUUUGCUUGAUAUUAAAGACAGGAACUGAGGUUCACUGCCAUGAGCAGUGCAAGGCUUUGCCAAAGACUCCCUGUGAUCUGCCUAAAGCCAGGCUGUGGCAAUGAAAAAGGACAUGGCUUUAGAAGUGUCACCUUCUUACCAAAGCACUGAAAAGAGCUGUCCUCGCCUCUAGACCGAUCCUCUUUUGUAGCCAGCGUACUUACUGUUGCCAUAUGCUUUGGGUUUAAUGUGGCUUUAAUUAUUUAAGCCACAUACAGAGUACGCUCUGUGAUUAUGAUGGGCCUGCCUUUGGGGAAAGACUGGCUUUAUUUUAAUAGUAGCUUCCUUCUCUGAUGUGGUUAAAUAUUUCACUUUUAGCCCCAUUUGUUUUAAGUUUCUCUGACAAACUGUAUAUCCUUUGCCUUUUCCAUAAUCACUGAUUUCAAUUUGCACAAGUUUUUUUUUUUUUUUUAUUAUAGGAGUCAAGUUUUAAUUCUAAUGAUUUGGUAUAUAUUUCAAGCUUUGGAUAUUUUCUGAACAUUUUUAAUAUGUACAUUAGUCAUUCAAAUAAACUGUAUUUGCAAAACAAACAAACAAAAAUCACUUGCCUUGUAUGAUUCUGUUUUUCUGGAAUCAAUAUUUUUUAUCUUUUGUACCAGAGAUUGAACCCAGGGGUUCUUAACCACUGAGCCACGUCCUCAGCCCUUUUUAUGUUUUAUUUUGAGACAGGGUCUCACUGAUUUGCUCAGGGCCUCAGCAAGUUGCUGAGGCUGGCUUUGAACUUAUGAUCCUCCUGCCUCAGUCUCCCAAGCUGCUGGGAUUCCAGGCCUGUGCCACCACACCUGACUAGAAUCAAUAAACUCCUGGCAUAACUGACAUAGUUAUGUCUUGAAUAACAGUCACA